GUACAACAUUAUCAAGAGAGGAACGAUAUUACUUGGUCGCGUGGUUACGCCAGUGCACCAUAUAAAACUAUAAGAUAUCAAAAGAGAAAGGAUUCAACGAGGAACAAUGCAGCAGAUGCUAAAUACGUUUGCAACAGAAUUGAAGCCGAUCAUCGAUAUGGAUCCUUCGAAGACUGAAAAAUUGGAAUGGCCCGUAAAUAAUCCAACGACGCCAUUGUUCUUUCCUAAGCUCCACCGUGGCCAUACAACGCUACCGGAAGAUCAACAUUAUAUGUGCGGCGAAUGUGGGAAGGGUUACAAAUGGAUGGCUAAUCUGAUGAGACAUCAAAGAUACGAAUGUGGAAAAGCCCCUAAAUAUCAUUGUCAAAUAUGCAUGAAGGAUUUCUACAGACGUUACGUCCUUAAAAAUCACAUUAAAACGAAACACAGUACAUAACGAGGAACAUCACUUUAACGAAACAUGCUAAUAUAUGUUAAUUAAUAUAAUAAAAUUAUCAAUAUUGAGUUUGUA
Vespa crabro (European hornet) is the source of this 511-nucleotide messenger RNA. RefSeq names its product zinc finger protein 676-like. NCBI's taxonomy places the organism in Eukaryota, Metazoa, Arthropoda, Insecta, Hymenoptera, Vespidae. The coding region runs from base 107 to 436 and encodes 109 amino acids. The transcript has 2 exons. The record is from RefSeq and is a predicted model, not a curated record.